Messenger RNA from Ostreococcus tauri, 2100 nucleotides. RefSeq names its product unnamed product. Lineage: Eukaryota; Viridiplantae; Chlorophyta; Mamiellophyceae; Mamiellales; Bathycoccaceae. Bases 1 to 2100 code for a protein of 699 amino acids. The record is from RefSeq and is a predicted model, not a curated record. The transcript has a single exon.
AUGUCCCUCUUCGCCGCGUUUAACGCCGACGCGCCGAGCGCGGAGCCGUUUUCGUUGAGAUUCGGUGCGAACCCCAAGACGCUGGAAUUGGUCAAGUCGCCCGCGAAAGGCUCGUCGCCGCGGCGCCCGUCGUCGACGGCGUCGCCGACGAAGACGAAAGUGAAGGUGAAGUCAAGGUCGACGCGGUCGGGGGCGGUGAGCGCGCGAACGCGGCAGGCGCUGCCGGGAUCGGUUGACUUUGUCAAGGCGCGCGAGCAGCCGCGGACGACGAGCGGGACGAAGCGUAAGGCGUCGUCGAGCUUGAACGGGAAGGCGAAAAAAGCGGUGAUGAGCCCGCGAGCGCGGACGGUGCCGACGAAGAAAAGCAAGAAAACGGAUAACUACUUGUUCUUGACCGAGGGUGGAGAACUGUCGGCGGCGACGGAGGAGCUCUCGGCGCGCGUCGCGGCGCAUUCGCCAGGGAUGUCGCCGCUGAAACGGCAGGAUUUGGAGCUGAGCGGGGUCGAUAAACGUGUUCAAAAAGUGAUUCGUUCGCUGACGUCGGAGCUCGCCGAAACGAGUGGGAAGAAUAUUCCGAAUCCGAGGGGCGCAUAUAUGAAGCGCGUGACGCUUGAACCGUCGAGUCGGAGUCAAAACAAGCCGUUUGAGGACGAUUCGUUGUACAAGCCGAGCAAGGUGGUGGUGCCUUUAAAGCAUGCGGCCAAAGGAUCGGUGGAAUGGUGCUCCAACAGGCGUCUUCAUGCACUUUGCGCGCCUGGUGCGUUGAUGGAUAUCUCCUCGCGAUCAUUGACGAACGAGACCAAGGAGCAGAUAUCGCACUUUUUGCGCAAAGCGACACACGUUGAGGAGUUAGGAGAAUCGUACAUUCGCGUACGAUUACUCGAACAUUACCUCGACCUGAGCGGCUGGACUCUCUCUACGGUGGAAGUGGUGUCACAGCGCGAUAGGCGACCACAGAAGAACGGCAAACUUUACGGCUCUCCAGAGCUCGUCUUCAACCUAACUGAGGAGGCUGCGUACGGAUGUCUGCGGCUUUUCAGAAGCGUGAACGUAACCAUAUCUCGAAACACCCUGGUCAGAGAAGACAGGGGAGUUUCGCAACGUUCCAACGACUCGGGGAAGCACGUGGGACCGGAGACUCCUCCAAGGGAGCUCUCACCUUCCGCGAAACAAGCUGACGGGCAGCGACCGUCUGGAUCAUCCGAUCAAAGUUUGCCAAACGAGAAUACAGAACGACAUUCAUCGAAAUUAGCGACCGAUGAAGAUCACACGGACGGCGGCGAGGAGGAGGAAGAGGAGCAAGUGGAAGAUAGGCGGCCCGCGCAGGAAAUGCUUCCCUCACGAGAAUUUGCAUCAAAUGCUACUCAGCCGAAGAUGCUGCAAAUCGUCGGCGAAGUGAACGGGUUCGAGAGCCAGCGAGGGUCGACUCCAGUGAGAGACGAGAACGGCGUCCUGGCUGAUCGUUUGAAUGGGCAACUGCGUGAUUUUUUCGACCGGUUACAGCACAGGCAACGUAUUACCGCUACGUCUCAGCGACAGGGCGAUAACAACGGAAUAACGUACCCAUCUCCGAACGACCAUCACUCACAUGGCCUUCAUGCCAUGCAUUUACAUCAACAGCCGCUCUCUGCGUCGCCAAAUGUACUUCCGACUGUGUAUCAACCGCCGGUCCCUGCGCCGCCAAAUGUACUUCCGACUGUGUAUUACCUUCCUGUUCCAAUUUCGCCCCUCGGCGCCACCAGUGCAAUCACAGAGGCGAUAGUGGGUGGCAUAAGACUGCGAAUCACGCAGGAACCACUUGAUGGGGGACAGGUAACACGUGCCGGCGCGGUUGCAGAAACCGCGCACGCCGUUCCGGCUGACUCAGACGCCUUUUCUGACGUGCGACGAGAGCGUCAACUUGCGAUGAACGCAAAACACUUGCAGUUCAAGCAAGCAACGGCAAAGGCGCAGCAACACACGCAAGAGGACGACGAUAACCUUCUAGUGGCGAAUCUACUGAUGUUGAAAACGUCCAGAACGAGUAAGAAAGCGAAAGCUUCCACCUCAAAGCCGAUAAAGAAAAAGCCAAAACCAAAGCAAACGCAACGCCCGCGAUGA